AUGGUAGACCAUAUCCUCGGCCGUCCCUCAACCCGCUUUCGCAAAUAUCAAGUCUUCCUCGUCGUCCUGCUCUGGAGCCUCUACCUCUCCAAAUUCCGCCGACAUGGCCCGCCCGGCGUUCAACGGCUAUCGCGAUGGCUGUCCAGGCGUUUCACCAUGCACCAGGCGCUCGUUGUCUUCUGCGUCUCCCUCUACGUAUCGCGAAACUUUGCAAGAGUGGUGGGAUUGGAAUCGCCGGAGCCGCUAGCGAAUCUGUAUGACCGCAGUUUCUUCCGGGCAACAUGGGUGACAACAGCGCUGGACGCCGGGUUCUGGACGGCCAUGCACCUGCGUCCCGGUUGGCUCAAGCAUACAUGCGAGAUCAUAUUCACUGUGUACUAUCUCGUGUGUGCGGAGCAGGCAGAUGAGCUGUGCAGGAGGGUAAGAGGAGACUUGAGCAUCCAGCAUUUGCGGGUCAGCUGGAACAAGCCAAAUACACCAGUCCUGCGUUUCGUCACAGGCCUUAUGAGACCGAAAUUCAUGAAGUACAAGCCGAGGCGCAUCACGAUCCCAAGGCCAAAAGCGAGCGAUUACACGUUGCCUACCGAAGCAUGGCUUUAUUUUGAUGGGCCGCGAGAAGAGUUGAAGAAUCAGGACAAGAUAGUUCUGGAUAUCCCCGGGGGCGGAUUCGUGGCCAUGGAUCCGCGAUGUCACGACGAUAAGUUGAUGGCAUGGGCUGGGAAGUUGGGGAUCCCGGUUCUUGCGCUGGACUACAAAAAGGCUCCAGAAUAUCCUUAUCCAUACGCUCUGUACGAGUGCUACGACGCCUAUUAUCAGCUGAUAGCGACUCGUGGAACAUGUAUGGGCCUGUCCGGCGAGUGCAUUCCGAGUAUCAUUGUCAGCGGUGAUAGUGCCGGCGGCAAUCUAGCUAUUGGGAUGACGCUGUUGCUUCUGGAUGCCGAAUCUCCACACUCAAAUUGGGACCCCGCAGUCCGCGGGCACCAGACUCUUCCCGCCCCCGAAGCGGUAGUUGGGAUAUAUCCCGCUUUAGAGAUGAAUAUUGGAAAUUGGAUGUCUGACGAGCAACUGGCUUUGCUCAAGAAACCCAAGCAGAGAAGGGAAAACCGGAGAAUCCUCGAGCGUAAGACGGAAGACUACAGACGAUUGACACCAAACACACCUUAUGCCUCAGACGACGAAGAUAACGAAGACAGCGAUAGAGCGGCAAAGCGCCCAGUCCAAGACGUGCCUGACAUCUACGAAACACGCAGACCACGUACUCGCCUUGCAAUGAGUAGCAUGAUCUCCUACUUCAACGACCGCAUCAUAUCGCCCGAGAUGCUGCGUGCAAUGAUCUUGCUUUAUGUUGGAGAACACAACAAGCCUGACUUCGCAACCGAUCACCUACUAUCUCCACUGCGCGCCCCAGAAGCGCUCCUAGCCAAAUUCCCACGCACCUUUCUGAUGUGCGGCGAAAGGGAUCCUCUGGUCGAUGAUACUGCCAUCUUCGCCGGCAGACUCCGACAGGCGCACGGAUUAGAAUUCAAACGCCGUCAAGAACUCGGAUUGGAGCCUGAGGAUGCCGAAUUCGAUGACAAGAAGCAUGUGGAGGUUGUCUUUGUGAAUGGAGUCAGUCACGGCUUCUUACAGUUCGUCAGCGUUUUCCCGAGAGGAUGGGACUAUAUCCAUCACUGCAGCCGCUGGAUGCGGACUGCUUUUGAAGAAAGUGACGCCGCCCAGGAGCCUGCCAGCAGUGUAGCGUCGAAUGGUGGCGUAGGAGCAGAUUACUUCAGCUACACCAAAGCACGGUCGAGGAGACCAUCCGAAGGUUCUGGUGACGAAGGGCCGCUCGAGAUUCCGUCCAAACUACGUAUGACGCAGAUACAGGGAGGUGCUACCAAUGCUACCGCUGCGAAACGGAGGGUGGGCGGAUCUGGCACGGGGAGAAACUCGACAGCGCGAGGAAGGAUCCAGAGGAGUAGCAACAUGUCUGGACGAAAGAGUCCGGCGGAAACGAGGAGUGCUCUCGUAGCUAAGCUGGGGAGCACUGAGGAUCUGUUGGCUAGGAGGAUGAAGGUGGUGACGGACGGGUUGACCGAGAGGCGGGAGGAGUGA
This is a messenger RNA of Lecanosticta acicola, 2094 nucleotides long. NCBI's taxonomy places the organism in Eukaryota, Fungi, Ascomycota, Dothideomycetes, Mycosphaerellales, Mycosphaerellaceae. The record is from the annotation of a GenBank genome assembly.